AUUUCAACCGAAAUUGAAACAACACCUGGUUCGUCAGUUUUCAUAAAUGUUACCACAAAUGAAGGAUCCUACGUUGGUUUAAUGGGACUCGAUCGUAGUGCUUUACAAAAUGUUGAUAAAGAAGAAAUUUUAGAUCAAGAUUUUGUCACUGAACAAUUAAGAAGAGUGAAUUCUGUUAAGGGAUAUCCUAUCCCAAUGUAUGGUAUUACAGCAACUAUUAUAACUUUCUCCAAUGUAUUUCUAUCUAAUAGAGAAAAUGGAGCUGGAGGAGAUGAGGAUGCUGGAGGCGGUGGUGAAAAAGAACUCGUUCGAAAAUUUUUCCCAGAAAGUUGGUUGUAUAAGGAUUUUGAAAGAACUCCAGAGGGAGGCUUAAGUUUUAUGGAGAAAACACCAGACACUAUCACCACAUGGGCUUUAACUGCCUUCUCACUUCAUCCUGAAACAGGACUAUCUUUCACAAAGAACAUAACAGAUCUUAGAGUUUUUCAACAAUUCUUUGUUUCAUUUGAUUUACCAAGCUUGGUCAAAGAAGCAAUUAUAUGUCUCAAGAUGCUUUGACAAAUUUGACAAUUGAAAGUAAUAUUGAAGACCUUGAUAUUCUGGAACACAGUGAUGAUAUCUCUACAACUAAACAAAUAGUCUCAAAGCUUAUUCCGUCACAGAAAAGGGACAAAUUUACAUAUUUCCUGAAACCCCUCAAAAGAGGACAAUACAAUAUAACUGUCAAAGCUAUGUCGUCUAAAGCAAGUGACACCGUUCAAAAGACGCUUCUUGUCGAACCUCAAGGUAUACCUCAAGAAAUGUCAAAGUCAUAUUUGGUUCAUCUUCCCGAAGAAGGCUCCCUAGAAGACGAAAUCACGAUUGAUAUUCCCGAAAACGCUGUUCCGGGAUCUCAAAGAAUUGAACUCUCAGUAGUUGGAGAUAUAUUUCGACCUUUGAUGAUGAUUCUUCAAAAACUUGCUCGGGUUCCCUAUGGAAAUGGUGAAGACAAUAUGAAACUUAUUGUCUCUAAUUCCAUUGUUUUGAAGUAUUUAAAUGUUUUAAACUAUUCAGAUCCAAGUUUAGAAAUUAAAAUUCGUCAGAAUCUUGAACUUGGCUACCAGAAUCAGCUGUCUUUUAAGUAUUUGGAUGGUUCUUUUGGACUUUUUGAACGAAAAACUGAAAGAACUGGUGACAUUUGGCAAACUAUAUUUAGUUUGUGGGGAUUGCAAUUGGCACAAGAUUUUGUCUAUGUUCAGGAUAAGGUUAUGAACAGAGGUUUGGAUUAUCUACAAUCUAAACAACAAAAAAAUGGAUGCUAUAAAUCGGAGAAUAGUUUAGAAGACGAUGUAAAGUUGACAGCUUUUGGAUUGAUGGUAUUUCUAAUGGACGAAGAUUCAAGAACAAAAUACAAUGAAACGGUUUCUAAAGGUCUUGAGUACUUAAAUGAUAUUUGGAGUAAUUUGGAAUACACUCCAAUUUCUGUUAUGGCAGCCUAUGUUUUGUUUUUGGGAGAGCAUGAAAAGGCUGAAGAUUAUCUAAAAAUUUUAACUUCCAAAGCACAUUUGACAAAUGACCAAGAACAAUGGACAAAGUCGGAAACACUCCAAUCACAUCUUGAAACAACUACUGAAAGCUUGAUGAAGGUGUUUGAAUCUCAGGAAAUACCAGAACAAAACUUACUCCACAUAGCUAGAGGCUUGAUACUAUCGAAAAAUGAAGAAUCGUCGAUAAUUCACAUGGUAGCUCUAAAUACACUUAUAACCUUUGUGAAAAAGCUUCUCCUAAGCGAUACAAACCUCAAUAUAAGUUUUAAGGAUGAUCAAAAUAAAUCAGGAGACUUUCUACUAACCAAAGAAAAUUCAGAAGUUUUACAGAAGUUUGAGCUUACUUCAAGCUCUCGAAAUAUCAAACUAAAAAGCAAAGGUCAUGGUUUUGCACUUGUAGAUGUAAACUAUGUUUACAAUCUUUUACCACAAAAUCAAACUUCUUCAAUUUAUUCAACCAAUAUAUCACUUGAGUAUUAUUCAAAAGUAUUCAAUUAUUUGACGAUAUGUUCGAGUGUUCUUACAAAUGAUACUCAUAGUAAAUUUGUAAUAAUUGAUAUUAAUGUUCAAUCUGGUUAUGCAUUCACUGAGACGAGUUUUAAUGAAAUUGAAAAUCUUAACGAAGAUAUCAAGUCCAUUAAGUUCAGUAAUGCUCGAGAUAAAGCUGUGAUUUAUUAUGAAUAUGAUCCUAGUAAUGAACUAUGCGUUGAGUUAGAACUUCGGAGGUCUUAUAACGUUUUAAAUUCUAAACCUGGAUGGAUAAUGGUGUAUGGAGAACAAAGCAAAGAACAAGGGGCUAGCAACAGUUUCAAGUUCUAUGAUUCAUAAAACUAUGAGGAAAAUAGUAUUAAAACAUAAGUUAUUUAUAAGUCGCUCAAAAAAAAAUGAUAAAUUA
Episyrphus balteatus (marmalade hoverfly) is the source of this 2421-nucleotide messenger RNA. RefSeq names its product ovostatin homolog 2-like. Gene Ontology annotation, cellular component: extracellular region. NCBI's taxonomy places the organism in Eukaryota, Metazoa, Arthropoda, Insecta, Diptera, Syrphidae. The record is from RefSeq and is a predicted model, not a curated record. Bases 540 to 2354 code for a protein of 604 amino acids. The transcript is spliced from 10 exons.